AUGGCUGAUCCUGGUGCCAUGGUACCGAGUUAUCCGCCGCCGGAAGGCUAUGCCUACCCCUACGGCUCCUCGGCACCGCCCAGCUAUGGUGCGCCUCCCAGCAGCUACCCGCCGCCGGACCCGUAUGGCUACCCGCCGCCCAGCUACGGUGCGCCGCCCGCCGGGUACGGUGCGCCGCCGAGCGGGUAUGGCUAUCCACCACCUCCGGCCUACGGGACACCCCCGCCGGACUACGGCGCGGCCUACGGGGCACCUGCAAGCUACGGAGCGCCCGCUCCUGGCUAUGGGGCGCCCCCACCGGGCUAUGGGGCACCACCGGGCUAUGGGGCGCCGUAUGGAUCCGCCACCUCAUCCUCUGCCCCGGGAUAUGGAGCGUUAGAGAAGACCUCUUCCUCCGCCCGCCGGGAGCAGACGUCCUCCAUUCGGAGAGACCGGGAUGCUCGGGAGCCGCGCAAAGGGCCGCGGAACGAGCUAGGCGACAAAAACAAGAAGGAGGGUGGGAAAAAAGGAAAAGGAAAGGGCAAGCAAAAAGAGAAAGGCUCUAAAGGUGACAAGCCAAAGAAGCCAGAAGGUGAGAAUCAGGAAUCUCAGCAGGAAGAUGGAAAGGAGGAAAAGAAGGAAGGUAAGGGAGAAGGUAAAGGAGAAGGUAAAGAAGGCAAAGGAAAAGAUGGCAAAGGAAAAGGCAAGGGGAAAGGCAAGGGAAAAUCGAAGGGCAAGGUAGCAACCAAGAUCGCCUGGGGCGAGCCAUGCUUCGUGGGUCGAUUGCGAAACUACAACGCGGAGAAGAAGGCCGGCAUCAUCGCGUGUGCCGAAGCCUAUGCGAUGUGCGGUCAAGAAGUCUACGCCUAUGGUUCCGUUUUGGAGACCGCCAAUGUGGGCGUGGGCGACACCUUGGUCUUCUUCAUCCACUGGUCCAACUGGGGGCAGCCACAAGCUUCCUAUGAGUUGCUCAGGAUUCACUCGAUCAACGGCAUGGCCUUGAAAGGUACCUUCAAAGCGGCCGAGGCGGACAAGGGCUUCGGCUUCAUCGAGUGCCCGGAGGCGAAGGAAUACUUCGGCCGGGAUGUUUACGUGAACAAGGAGUUCGCCGCUGGCUUGCAGACGGGCCAGUGGGUGAGCUUCAAUGUCAAGUUGAACCGGGACAUGAUGCCCAACGUCACAGAGGUCGCCCUGGUGGAUGAGAACUGGAAGCCUAGCCAGGGCGACCUGAGCGAAAGCAAGGAGCAGUUGGAGGGCGACACCGAGCCGAGCGACUCCGUCUCUGUGGCCUCGGGGGGCACGGACGCCACAGGUGAAAGCUGGGAGAAUGUGGGGUUGCCCUCUGAGAGGGAUGAAGCGGUGGAGGAGGAAGAGGAGGCAGAGGAUGCGGAAGAGAUCAUGGAUGGAGCAGGUCCCCUGGACCUUCCGGACCUUCCGCGCCCUCCAGAGGAUGCCAUGCGUGUGGAGCACAAGGAGAUCCUGGGGCUUUGCCGCACCCAGAGCUUUUUACAAUACGUGCUCAUUGCCAUCCUCUCAGUGCUCCUUUUGCGUGGUGCUGUGGCUGGGCGCAAGGUCCAACCCGUGGCUGACGAGCCUUCUACCACGGCGUCGUUGUUGGACAUUCUGCAGGCGGAGCGUUCCGCCCUGGCCAACGUGCAAAGGCAAUGUGUUGACCUCAUGCACCUGGAAGAGGCCAUCCUGGGGCUAAGGUCUUGCGAGCUGCUGGCUUCCCAGGAGAAAGCCGAGCUGAACAAGUUGCUGGACCGGAUCGAAAAUCAGCUCUCGAGGAACGAGUUCUCCCAGAGUGAGGAGGAAGGAUGCAAGCUCCCUCAGGAAGAGAACAAGGUUCUCCGGCAGAAACUUGCCGCCUACAAGUUUCUGAAGACGCACGCCGAGCAGCAGCGAGGAGAGUUGAGGCACUCGCAGCAAGAGAACAAGGUGCUCCGGCAACACAUUUCUGCCUUGAAGCAGCUUCAGGAGCAGCAUGAGCAGGAGCAAGCAUCUACGAGGGAACGAGAAGCGGAUGUCUUGCAACGCUAUGAGCAGCUCAAGGAUGCCUUGCACGAGUCCGAAACCUUCAGGAGGGAAGAGAAUGCUGAGUGGAAGCAAAAGCAUGAGGAUCUUCGAGUAAAAUGGUUUUCUGCGAAGCAGGAACCGCUGGAGGCCAAGCACGAAGCGCACGCCCACGAGGCGGAGCUUCGGGCUGAGCUGUUGCGCCUGAGAGAAGACCGGGAUGCGUGGAAGAAGGAGGCCCAGAAAGCCCAGCAACGGCUACGAGAACGAGAAGAGGAAAUGAAGAAGGCUCAUCCCUCGUGGAUCAACCAGGUGGAAGAUUUCCGGCAGCGCAUGACGGAAGAAUGGCAGCGGCAUGCCCAAGCGCACAGCAGUCCCUACUUGGGAGAGUGGCUGGAACACGCCCGACGAGAGACGGAGGAGGUGGCCGAGAAGCUCCGGAAGAAGUACGAGAAAGCCCGAGAGAAAGGUCAGAAGGCUGCCUGUCGUUGGUCUCGGCGCUGGGGCUUCAAGAACUGCCGUGAGGAUGUUUAGGCGCAGGCCAGGCGGAAGGAUGGCCAGGGUGUGGCAGGCCUUCUUGAUGUGAGGCGUUUUUGUGGAGCUGCCAAGAGAUGCUCUGUAAGUGUUGGUGGUUUUGGGAUGUGGGUGGAGCCUGGUUAUUGAGUGAUGGUGAUGUGAGUGAUGUGAGUGAUGUGAGUGAUGUGAGUGAUGUGAGUGAUGUGGAUGGUGUGGGUGUGGGUCAGAGCACAAGCGAACAUUUUGCCGUGUUCUGUAUAUAUGUUUCCAUCAUGCAACCAUAAUUAAUACGCGCAUGAGCUAAGUACAACCACCUUUGCUAAAAGAUAUAAGUGCCGACUUUCUCACGACUUGUCCUUGAAAUCCAGACCCCAAGAGGAGCUUCAAAUGAGGUCAAAAUGGAUGGUUUCGGAACGGUUAGGAGGUCUUAGUCACCUUUAUACAAA
This is a messenger RNA of Durusdinium trenchii, 2954 nucleotides long. Lineage: Eukaryota; Dinophyceae; Suessiales; Symbiodiniaceae. The record is from the annotation of a GenBank genome assembly.